CAAUAACCCACUCUCUGUCCUUGACAGCCGGAAGGAGUAGAAGAAGAAGGUAAAAUGGCGGCCGCCGCAGUGAGGAGUAUCGGCUCCAGUUUGGGUAAAAACCUCCGAGAGAUCCGCGUCCACCUCUGCCAGAAGUCCGCGGCCAGUCAGGGGGCCAGAGACUUUGUGGAGCAGCACUAUGUGGCUCUGAAGAAGUCCAACCCAGACUUCCCCAUCAGGAUCAGAGAGUGUUCUGGAGUCCAGGCCAGAGUCUGGGCCCGAUACGAUUUCGGGAAAGAGAGGAGCGUCUCCGUGGACAACAUGUCAGCUGAUCAGGUGGCCGGCGCUCUGCAGACUCUGGUUCAGUCCAAACCCUGACUGCCCCCCCCCCCCCGCCCGUGCUGAAGUGGUUCAGUCCAAACUUCUUCAUUCAGUCUGUAAAUGUGUUGAUAUGAAAAAUAAACCUCUGUGAUGAACGUC
Molecule: messenger RNA, 459 nt
Organism: Epinephelus fuscoguttatus (brown-marbled grouper)
Lineage: Eukaryota; Metazoa; Chordata; Actinopteri; Perciformes; Serranidae
Gene: ndufa2
Product: NADH:ubiquinone oxidoreductase subunit A2
Exons: 3
Coding region: 55-357 (100 amino acids)
Source: RefSeq, a predicted model, not a curated record